This is a messenger RNA of Sapajus apella (tufted capuchin), 5865 nucleotides long. RefSeq names its product centrosomal protein 68 (gene CEP68). Lineage: Eukaryota; Metazoa; Chordata; Mammalia; Primates; Cebidae. Bases 615 to 2864 code for a protein of 749 amino acids. The transcript has 7 exons. The record is from RefSeq and is a predicted model, not a curated record.
AGGGCACAAAGACUUCCUAAGGGUGGAAGGCGCCUCGUGCCUUCGCCUCCAUCUUGCGGUCAGAACGGCGUGCGCGGUCGCGGCCAAGGGGUCGGGACCUAGGCCGGCGGCUGGGCUUGAGAAUGCCUGAGAGCGGCGAGGGAGCGCGCGAGUUUGCGCAUCUGGUGGUGGAGCAGCUGCGCUCCUAGUCAGCCUGGGCCUCGGGGGAGGUCACUUUCCUUCAGGCCUCUCCCGGGCGUGGGCUGUUUACCCGGCUCCCCAGUAACGCAGCUCGGGUCUCUCCCCCUGGAAAGAUGGAGAUCAGUGAUGCCUUCUUAUCGCCGUGGAUGCAGCAGCCCCCAGAUGCGGAGGGAAAAAAUCAAGAUGUCCCAUUUUUUUGCCUCGGAGGGCUACCCUUUCUAACUGUCGUCACUAGAACAGUUCUCAGCAGCCCGGGACGAAUGUCCAAAACCUUUGCCAGGCCCUUGAUAAUUAGUAGGUUGGGUUUGGUGUAUUGUUUGUUACAAAAAUGAGCGGAAACCUGCCAGGGCAGAUUGGACCUCACUGGGAAUUCUUCAGGACCACGAAGGGAGGAAGCUGAAGUCUUCAGCAGAACCCUGACCUAAGGAGUCUCAAUGGCCCUGGGUGAAGAAAAGGCAGAAGUGGAAGCAUCUGAAGGCACAGGCUGUGGGGAGCAGGAGGUGGACACCCCAGGGCCCAUGAGCGGGGAGCAGCCUCCACGCCUGGAAGCUGAGGGAGGGCUUAUCUCCCCUGUAUGGGGAGCAGAGGGGAUACCUGCCUCUGCUUGCUGGGUCGGGACUGACCCUGGCGGCCCCUCAAGAGCCCACCAGCCACAGGCCUGUGACGCCAGCAGACAGCUCGUAGCUGAGAGGCCUGAGCCCGCACUUGGUAGCCUGCCUCCUGCCACCGUGGGGUCUGGAGACCUUCUGCUCUCUGGGGAAAGCCAGGUGGAGAAGACCAAGCUUUCUGCCUCCAAGGAGCUCCCUCAGACUCUGAGCCUUCCCAGAACGACAGCUAUUUGCUCAGGACUUGAUGCUGAUACCGAAGAUGAUCCAUCCUCAGUGGAUUCGCCCCAGGCACUGGACCUCAGCCAGCAGCCUCACGGCUCAGGCUUCUCUUGCCUGUCGCAGUGGAAGUCCAUGCUGAGCCCAGGUUCCGCUAUACCUCAGCCUUCCAGCUGCAGCGUCUCUGCCUCCUCCACAGGAAGCAGUCUCCAGGGUCAACAAGAGAAGGCGGAGCCUCGUGGUUCUUCUCUGGCCAACAUCUCCUCUUCCCUGGAACUGGUCGUCCCCCAGGAACCCUCCUCUAUGGUGGGGCUAGGACGUCAGCCUCAGUGGUCACCACAGCCUGUGUUCUCUGGGGGUGAUGCUCCUGGGCUAGGCAGGAGACGCCUCUCCUUCCAGGCUGAGUACUGGGCCUGUGUGCUGCCAGAUUCCUUGCCUCCAUCACCCGACCGCCACUCUCCUCUCUGGAACCCAAAUAAAGAGUAUGAAGAUCUGCUUGACUAUACUUACCCACUGAGGCCCGGGCCUCAGCUUCCAAAACACCUUGAUAGCCGUGUGCUGGCUGACCCUGUCCUGCAGGACUCAGGGGUAGACCUGGAUAGCUUCUCUGUCUCUCCAGCAAGCACCCUCAAAUCACCUACUAAUGUCUCCCCCAACUGUCCACCAGCAGAGGCCACUGCCCUGCCAUUUUCUGGGCCCAGAGAGCCAAGCCUUAAGCGGUGGCCCUCUGGAGUACCCCAGAAACAAGGUGGCAUGGGCUUGUCAUCUUUGAACCAACUUGCAUCUACCCCCAGAGCCCCAGGCAGUAGGGAUGCUUCUUGGGAGAGCAGAGAGCCAGCCAUGAGGGGCACAAAGGACUGGUUGCCUGUGGGCAAGCACCUUGAUACAGGCUCUCCCCAACUAAGGACACGGGACAGAGGGUGGCCCUUGCCCAGACCAGAGAGAGAGAAGAGGACCAGCCAGAGUGCCCGGCGCCCUACCUGCACAGAGUCUAGGCGGAAAUCAGAAGAGGAAGUGGAAAGUGACGAUGAGUAUCUUGCCCUGCCCGCUCGGCUGACACAGGUUUCUAGCCUGGUUUCGUAUCUAGACUCCAUUUCUACCUUGGUUACCCUGCCUAUAGGGGAUACCAAGGGGCAGAGUCCCCUGGAAGUGUCAGACAGUGAUGGGCCAGCUUCCCUCCCUUCAAGCUCCAGCCAAAGCCAGCUUCCCGCUGGAGCUGCCCUCCGAGGGUCUGGGGAUCCUGAGGGCCAGAACUCCUGUUUCCUGCAUACCUUCAUCCAUGCCCAGGACUCUGCAAGGGAAGGCAGUCUGGGGAGCAGCCAGGCCCUUGGGGUCUCCUCUGGACUGCUGAAAACACGCCCCUCCUUGCCAGCUAGGUUGGACCGGUGGCCAUUCACAGACUCAGAAGCUGAAGGGCAGCGUCCCAGGAAAGGAGAACAGGGAAAAGAAUCACUGGUGCAAUGUGUAAAGACAUUUUGCUGUCAGCUGGAAGAGCUGAUCUGCUGGCUGUAUAAUGUCGCAGACGUUACCGACCACAGGAUUACAGCCAAGUCCAAUCUUACAGGUCUCAAGUCUUCUCUGCAGCUUUACCGGCAAUUUAAGAAAGAUAUAGAUGAACAUCAGUCUCUGACGGAGAGUGUCUUACAGAAGGGGGAGAUUCUUCUUCAGUGCCUGUUGGAGAAUACCCCAGUUUUAGAGGAUGUCCUUGGGAGGAUCGCAAAGCAGUCUGGUGAGCUGGAGAGCCACGCAGAUCGCCUGUAUGACUCUAUCUUGGCCUCUCUGGACAUGCUGGCUGGCUGCACCCUCAUCCCUGACAAAAAGCCCAUGGCAGCAAUGGAGCACCCAUGUGAAGGGGUUUAACCUGGCAUCCUCUCAGGCAAAUGCAACCUGUCAGCCAAACACAGGCUGGUGAGAAAAAAAAACCUUCAAGUCCUUGCAAGAGUCAUUCAACACUGAAGUCAAGGGGGAAAACUUCAAUAUACUAGCUUUAAAAUGCCUUUCUCCUCCCUGAAUGGAGGGCUGUUGAUUUACUAUUUUUAUUUACAAUGAAUCCUUCCAAACUAAGGUUUUCCUUUUGGUGCUUCUCCACAAAGAGCGUGUAGCUUUGCAAUUUUUGAUAAAAUAAGACGUCUUGCCUUCCCCUCUAUCCCAUUAAAAAACAGCAGACAAAGCUCAAACUGUUCCACCUGGUAAGGUCAUUUACCAAGGGCUGGUGGAAGGUUCUGAAUACUCCAUAUUCUCAGGCAUGUAAGAGGACCCAAGAGACUGAAAAAAGCCAAUGGCUGGCCAGAAACCUUGGGUCUUUUCAUAAAAGGAAAUUUGGGCUUGUCAAUCCGUCUUUGAAGAUUCAGGUAGAAAGAAGAGACUUUAACCCUUUGUCUGCAAAAGAAAAAGUAUUAAAUGACUAACAGAUUACUUUGGGAGAUUAUGACACCUUUUGCCAUCUUCAGGGCUGAUGUCUUUGGUUUCCUGGCUAACCAGUUUCUGAUAAGAAAAGUGUCAGGGACUUGGGGAUCUGCAGCCAUGCUUUAGCAUGGCUGUGGAGCUAAUUAUCAAGCUUAAGGGCACCUUUGGGAGGACUCAUCCCUUCACACCUAGUCUCCCUUGGAAGAGCAGUCCAGGCUCAGAGAAGGGAAUGGAUAGGAUGACACAGUACAGUACAGAAACUAAAGCUGUCAAUAGUGAAGAAAAUGGGAAUUCUUUGUUGUUUUGGCACUGACACAUAAGUACUUUGAUAGAAAAAACUCGAUCAACCAUUCGAAGCAUCAAUUCUAUAGCUUUUUGAAGAAAAAUGAUCAGUUAUUGCUGGUAAAACUGCAGAGUCUACAGAAAAGCACUUUUAAAGUUCUGUUUGGGCCAUGAAUGAACCUAGAAGGAGGAAAGCACAAUAUAACAAUGGAAACUAAAGUCCUAUUAUUAAUGUGACUUUUUUUUGCUUCAGAAUUUCUCAGACUUUAUAGUCACUGGAAAAUAGCCAUUAAAUUCUUUAAAGAUUAGCUCUUCCAACAGUAGCUGCACAUAAAAUGCAGUAUUUCAAGUGCCUGAUGCUGCUGCAGUAUGCUUUAUCAUAAAUAAUGCUUAAGGGCAUGAUCAAAAUUAAAAUGUCUUAUGACUGCCAUAUUAAUCUUAGUUCCAUACACAGUGAGACUUUAAAAGAGAAAAACCACUCUAACAAAUAAUUGUCCAUUAUAAACCUGUAUGUAAAACAUUCUUAAAAACCUAGAAUUGGUUAAAAAGGCAGAGAUGUCCGACAGCCUCUUAAAUUGAUCAGUUUCACCUUCUCUUUGAUGUAUAUUUAUAAAUAGGAACAUGCCCUUCCACUAAGUAUGUUACUGAAUAGCCCUUAAGAAAUUAAACCCAUUUAUUUACUGAUAUUUGACAGGCAUAGAAGUGUAUUAGUUAGCAUAAAAGUUGGAGAUGAAAACCCUACAGAAAGAAACUGGCCAAUACUAAACUAACUGAAUGCAGAAUGUGGCACUGUAUUCCCAUUCAACCAAUAAUCAGCUUCAACUGACAGGCAUUUUCACAGAAUGUUACACAAUACCGUUUCCCAAGAAAGUGUUACUUACCUAGAGAUGCUCUAAGGUAUUUUUGUUCAUCCUCUGAAUCAGGUGUGACUAAAGGGUGCUAGUUCUGGACCUGGCUGCGAAUGCUGCUGAAGAGUAUCAACACAACUGUUAAUUAUACAGCCGUGCUUGAAGACUUCCCUUAAAACUCAGGCUGAAAUUGUUUCCACCUAGUAAGAAACAUGGCCAGGUUAGAGUCAAGUAGCUGAGCUUGCUAAAUGCACUGUGGUGCCACACUGGAAUAACUUAGUAGUCCCUGAAAAUUAAUGGAAAUUGAAUCCAUAGGUAAGUGAUGAUAUUCAAAGCUCGAUCGGCAGUUUCAAGAUCUGGGUUCUUGGAGAUCCAUGGGUAGCUCAGCAAAUGGAAGGUGAUGUCAAUACAGGGCUAUUUUGAAGCUUAGGUGGGAACGGAGCACAAGGUUUGAUGUACAAUAUGCUGGAAAGGCAAGAUACAGGCUAAGGGAAAUUCAAUCCAAGGUCAAAGAAUAGGAAAUUACUGCUCGGACCAUAAUGACUAUCAUUCUGAAAGGAUUUCCCAGAGUUUGCAGCUGCUUAGAUUUAGAACACUCUUCACUAUGUAAACUAAUUUAUGGCAGCACCUUAUAUUUAGAAGAAGUGAUAAUACCCUUUACUAAGUGAACAGAUUAUUAAAGCCCAUAGUAGCCUUGAAUUGUUUGUUUGUACUUGAAAAUGGGAGUAUGAAAGGGGAAUAUAUUUUUUCCAAAACUGUGUUUAUUGGCAAAUUGUGAGGCAUGCUGAACUAUGUUGUUGUAAAUCCCAAUCUUUACUGCCAUGGGGGAAAGGAUGCUGGAAUUUUCCAAAUGAAGUCUGUAAGUAAUACCCAUCUUAAGUUCAUGUAAUGUUUCUGCUAACUCACCAAUAAGAAGCUGACGAUUUAAACAAAUUUUACUGUAUAAAACUGAAGUGCAUGGUAUGGCAUCAGAAUAUCUUGACAUUUGUUUUGUGUCAUUUAGCUACUUUAGAAAAUAGUUUUCUGAACUCUUUCCCCCUUUAUACUGUAUUAAGGCAAAAACAAAACUUUUGAAGCAUUAAAGAUCUUCACCAAAAUAACUAUUGGUAACUUCAGGAAUUUGUCAGUUGCCUUAUGUGAGGAUGAAUAGAUCCACCAAGCACGCCUAUAAUACAAAGUAAACUAUGAUUUUUAUUGUGAAAUUUUCAUAGAUGGAAAAUUGAAUAUUCUGUCCAUUUCAUUUUACAGUUAUCUUACCACUUAUUUUUGUACCAUGUAUUUCAAUUGCCUGUUUAGUGAAAAAUAAAAAUUAAAAAACCUAUUAA